Nanorana parkeri is the source of this 1619-nucleotide messenger RNA. RefSeq names its product gamma-aminobutyric acid receptor subunit alpha-2-like. Gene Ontology annotation, cellular component: dendrite membrane; postsynapse; synapse. Gene Ontology annotation, biological process: regulation of postsynaptic membrane potential; gamma-aminobutyric acid signaling pathway; signal transduction. Bases 5 to 1360 code for a protein of 451 amino acids. The record is from RefSeq and is a predicted model, not a curated record. Gene Ontology annotation, molecular function: transmitter-gated monoatomic ion channel activity involved in regulation of postsynaptic membrane potential; benzodiazepine receptor activity; GABA-gated chloride ion channel activity. The transcript has 9 exons. Lineage: Eukaryota; Metazoa; Chordata; Amphibia; Anura; Dicroglossidae.
CAGUAUGGAAAGCAGGCUGCCCUUCUAUAGUAGGACAUUAGUGCUGGUCCUCACCCUGCUGAUGUGGCUGCCAACAAGGCAAGUGCUUGCGGACAAUCUGGAUGAUGAUGCAAAAAAUAACAUUACCAUCUUCACAAGAAUUCUAGACCGACUUCUGGAUGGCUAUGAUAAUCGUCUCAGGCCGGGAUUAGGAGACCGAAUAACAGAAGUACACACAGAUAUCUAUGUGACCAGUUUUGGGCCAGUUUCUGAUACGGAUAUGGAGUAUACAAUAGAUGUGUUCUUCCGUCAAAACUGGGAAGAUGAGAGAUUGAGGUUCACAGGGCCAAUGCGCAUUCUUCGAUUAAACAAUCUGAUGGCAAAUAAAAUUUGGACUCCAGACACUUUCUUUCAUAAUGGGAAGAAAUCUAUAGCUCACAACAUGACGAUGCCAAAUAAGCUUUUAAGAAUUCAAGAUGAUGGAACGCUGCUUUACACAAUGAGGCUGACCGUCCAAGCUGAAUGCCCUAUGCAUCUGGAAGAUUUUCCUAUGGAUGCUCAUGCCUGUCCAUUAAAAUUUGGCAGCUAUGCCUACACAACUUCAGAAGUGACAUAUGUAUGGACACGCAAUGCCACAGAGUCAGUUGUUGUAGCACCGGAUGGCUCGAGAUUGAAUCAGUAUGUCCUCUUAGGACAUUUAGUUGGUAAAGAAACCAUUAAGUCAAGCACAGGAGAAUACACAGUUAUGACAACACAUUUUCACUUGAAGCGAAAAAUUGGUUAUUUUGUGAUUCAGACCUAUCUCCCUUGCAUCAUGACCGUCAUCUUGUCUCAGGUGUCAUUCUGGUUGAAUAGGGAAUCUGUGCCUGCAAGAACAGUCUUUGGUGUUACUACUGUACUGACUAUGACAACUCUUAGCAUCAGCGCAAGAAACUCCCUGCCAAAAGUUGCCUAUGCAACAGCUAUGGAUUGGUUCAUUGCUGUUUGCUAUGCAUUUGUCUUCUCAGCCUUGAUAGAGUUUGCCACUGUUAACUAUUUCACUAAACGAGGAUGGGCGUGGGAUGGAAAAAGUGUGGUCAAUGACAAGAAAAAAGAGAAAGCGUCUGUCAUUAAGAAAAACAAUGCAUAUGCAGUCGCUGUAGCAAACUAUGCUCCAAACAUCACUAAGGAUUCUGCUCUCCCAACAAUAUCAAAAAGUGCCACAGCAGAUCCCAGCAAGGCAAAACCUCAAGAGGCAAAGAAAACAUUCAACAGCGUUAGUAAAAUCGACAGAAUGUCUAGGAUAGUCUUUCCGCUUUUAUUUGGUACCUUUAACUUGGUAUACUGGGCUACCUAUCUAAAUAGGGAACUUGCCAUUGAAGGGCUUGUCCUAUCAAAAUAGACUAGACGCUUUGUAUUCCAAACGAUGUACUGGCAUUCUCAAACUCAGAUUGUUCUAGUAUGUAUGACUAAUAACUUGUGAAUUGACAUGUACAGUAAUCACCUCUUAACUAAGGAGAGGGGACUCUGUUAACUAGAAUGAGCUUAUGAAUAGACACUGUAGCAGUCAUGGCUUUUACAAGUUUCCUCUUGACCGCAAAGUAUUUACACUUUGUAUUAAGGUUUGGCAGCAUCUGAUGAAAAAUGGCUACCUGUUAGCA